AUGAGACUGCCGUUGAUUGCUGCACAAUGCGACAGCAACAGCGGCCCACCCGGAAGAGGGCGAAACAAGAUACCUCCCAUGGCGACGUUGCUUUGGCAUUUGUCUCGUACGUUGUCGACUGUGGCUUACUUGUUUUUUGCGAUGUUUAGCGAUGCCGAGGCGUUGUCAGAGGCAUUCAGCGAAUGCGCUACUUGCUCUGUGCCUCCUUGUUAUUUGCGUGAGAGUGCGGCUUGA
Molecule: messenger RNA, 234 nt
Organism: Soboliphyme baturini
Lineage: Eukaryota; Metazoa; Nematoda; Enoplea; Dioctophymatida; Soboliphymatidae
Source: the annotation of a GenBank genome assembly